This is a messenger RNA of Xenopus tropicalis (tropical clawed frog), 5172 nucleotides long. The record is from RefSeq and is a predicted model, not a curated record. NCBI's taxonomy places the organism in Eukaryota, Metazoa, Chordata, Amphibia, Anura, Pipidae.
CAUUACUCACGUUACAGUGUAUCCGGAAGAAAGGCCUGGCUCCGCCUCCUGGGCGGGGAUUCUGCUAGGCGCCAGACUAGGUUGAGGAAAACUGGCCACUGAAUGUGUGAGGGAAAGUGUGCGAGCGGGUGCUGCUGUCGGUACUACUAAGCGCUGUAAGCAAUGGGCAAGAGAAAGGAAGGCAGCCCCAUCGCGCCCUCUUCACAACGGAAAAAACAAAGGCAAGAGGUGGACGACACAUACGAUGAGGAGGAUUAUGUUCAGGCCGGACCCAGCGCCUCUAAUGACUAUGGGCACAACAAAAAGCAACGGAAAGAAGCCAAUAACUCACUUGAUACCCUUGAUUAUGAUAAUUCCAUGUCCUUAGCUUCUUCCCAGCGUGGCAGCGCUUCUCAGUCAGGCACAGGUGACGUUGGGAUCAUUGAAUCCAUCUCUCUGAGAAACUUCAUGUGUCAUUCAAUGCUGGGACCUUUUCGCUUUGGACCAAAUGUUAACUUUGUUAUAGGAAACAAUGGGAGUGGCAAAAGUGCAGUAUUGACUGCUCUCAUUGUGGGCUUGGGUGGAAAAGCCGCCGUUACCAACAGAGGAUCAUCAAUAAAGGGAUUUGUCAAGGAGGGACAAACCUUUGCAGAGAUCUUUAUUACAUUACGAAACAGAGGGCAAGAUGCUUACAAACCUGAUGUAUUUGGGAACUCUAUAACAGUACAGCAGCGACUAACUACUGACGGCAGUCGCACAUACAAGCUGAAAAGUGCAACAGGUGCUGUAGUUUCUAACAAGAAAGAGGAGCUUACUGCGAUCCUUGAUCAUUUCAAUAUACAGGUAGAUAACCCAGUGUCGGUUCUAACUCAAGAAAUGAGUAAGCAUUUUCUGCAGUCUAAGAAUGAAUCUGACAAGUAUAAGUUCUUCAUGAAAGCAACACAGCUAGAGCAGAUGAAGGAAGAUUACAGCUACAUCAUGGAAACGAAGUCCAGGACUCAUGAUCAAGUUGAAAAUGGUAGCGAGCGACUACGUGACUUGCGGCUGGAGUGCAUACAAAAAGAGGAGAGGUUUAAGAGCAUUGCCUCACUGGGAGAAAUGAAAGAAAAACUGGAAGAUUUAAAAAAUAAAAUGGCUUGGGCCCUGGUAAUUGAGGCAGAAAAACAGAUUAAGCCAUUUAUAGAGCAAAUUGCUGCAGAAGAAGGACGCACAGUGAAGUACAAACAGAAGAUAGACGAAUGCCAGGGCAAAGUUAAUAUUGCUGAAGAGAAGUUCCGUGCUAAACAAGAGGAGCUUGAUAACAUCACUCAGGAAGCUGUAGCGCUAAAGCCUCAGGGCAUAGCUCUAAAAGAGGAUGCCCAAAAAAAAAGGAAAUCCUAUAACGAGUCAGAGGUUUUGUAUAACCGGCAUAGAAUGGAACUAAAACGUCUAGAAAGAGAUGCAGAUCAACUACAUAAACGUAUCGAGGAAUUGAAAAAAAGUGCUGAUAAUGCAUCUGAGAGUGAAAAGAUGGCACGGCAAAAAGAGAUAGCCCAAAUAAGGGACAGGAUGAAGGCACUUCAUGAUAAAGAAAUUACCACCAAUCAACAAAUUCAUCAGUUUCAGCAGGCAAUUGAGAAAUAUAAGGAAGAGCGCAUCAGAAUUGGAAAUGAAGAGCGGAAUGUAAAGCAAAGGCUGGAGCAGCACAAGAGACAGCUGAGGGAGCUACAUGAGAGUAAGACGGACCGUUUAAGGAGAUUUGGGCAGAAUAUGCCAGCCCUUCUAGCUGCAAUUGAUGAGGCUUAUAAGCUAGGCCGCUUUAGAAAAAAGCCUGUUGGACCUUUGGGUGCCUGCAUCCAUCUGAAAGACCAAGAGUUGGCACUUGCAGUUGAGUGUUGUCUUAAAGGGCUCCUGUUUGCUUUCUGUUGUGAUAAUCACCAGGAUGAAAGAAUGCUUCAGAAUAUAAUGUCAAGAGAAUAUCCACGAGGCCGAAGGCCGCAGAUUAUUGUCAAUGAGUUUCGAGAUCAAGUCUAUGAUGUUAGCCGAAGAGCCACCUUUCAUCCCAACCAUCCAACUGUGUUGACUGCAUUGGAAAUUGAUCAUCCUGUGGUGGCAAAUUGCCUGAUUGAUAUGAGAGGUGUUGAGACAAUAUUAAUUAUUAAGGGUACAGAUGAAGCAAGAGAAAUAAUGCAGAAAAGGGCCCCCCCUAGAAACUGCCGCGAGGCCUUUACAGGUGAAGGUGACCAGGUUUAUACAAACCGUUACUAUUCAUCGGACACUCGCAGGGCCGCUAUCUUAAGUCGUGAUGUUGAAGCAGAAAUAAGUCAUUUGGAGAAAGAACUUAGAAAUUUUGGAGGCCAGAUGGCUAAGUUCCAGCAGCGCCUGCAUUCUGUGGAUAAAGAUGUUAAGGAAAAUGAAGACAUUCUGCGUCAGUAUCACAACUCAAAGAAACAAAUACAGAUAGACCUUCGCGCAUUUUCAGAACGUAUAGCAGAACUGGAGAAUGUGGAAGAGCAGCCUUCCAUAGACAUUGCUACUCUGGAAGGUGAAGCAGAGGAAAACUUGAAUAAAAUAGAACUUGUUAAACAAGAGAUGGAACUGACCAAGGAGAACAUGGGGAAUUUGAAAUUACUUCUAACAAUGGCAGAGAGUAAUUAUGAGGAAAUAAAGAGGAAAAUCAGCUCAGUGUCAGAGGUGGCUGAACCGGUAAAGGAAGACCUUCACAGAAUUGACCAAGAAGUGGAGAACUGUAAGCGCCAUAAGAAGCACUAUGUGGACAAACUGAAGGAGCACUUAGACCGCAUCCAAAAGCGAAAGGAAGAAGUAGCAGGGAAAGAACAAGAGUUGGAGGUGAAAAUCUCCCAGGCCAAAUGCGUCUGCCCAGAGCGAAUAGAAGUCAGUAGAACUGCUAGAAGCUUAGACACCGAAAUUACCAGGUUAAGAGAAAAAAUAAACUCUGAAGAAGUUCUCCACGGAAACAGAGAAGAAAUAAUAAAGCAGUACCAUGAAGCAAAAGAAAGGUAUCAAGAUGUGGAGGGGAAAGUGAAGCACCUGAAGCGGUUUAUUAAACUGUUAGACGACAUAAUGGCCCAGAGAUACAAGAGUUAUCAGCAGUUUCGACGGUGCCUUACUUUCCGGUGCAAGAUUUAUUUUGACUCGUUACUGUCACAAAGGGCCUACUCCGGCAAGAUCAACUUCGACCAUAAGAAUGAGACUCUUUCAAUAACAGUCCAACCAGGAGAAGGGAACAAGGCAGCACUAAGUGAUAUGAGAUCUCUGUCCGGAGGAGAGCGAUCAUUCUCCACCGUGUGCUUUAUCCUCUCUCUCUGGUCUAUAGCAGAGUCACCAUUCAGGUGCUUGGAUGAGUUUGAUGUCUACAUGGACAUGGUGAACAGGAGGAUAUCAAUGGAUAUGAUGCUGUCCAUGGCAGAUUCACAGAGGUUUCGGCAGUUUAUUUUGCUGACUCCACAGAAUAUGAGCUCCUUACCUUCUACCAGCCUCAUCAGAAUUCUUCGAAUGAAAGAUCCUGAAAGGGGGCAAACAACGCUACCUUUCCGGCCAGUAGACCAACAGGAAGAAGAUGAGGAUUAAGUCAACCCUCCUGACUUUUUCUGCUUAAAUUAAUAUUUUUUUUGUUAAAUUAUAGUGCCAACCUUUAGGCUUCUGGCACAAAUGUGGAAUGUCAUUUUCUAGGUUACAAACAUAGCCCAUAAAUUCAACAAUAUUUGGAAAUUAAAAUCAAAGUGAAUAAAAUAUAAUAAUAAAAUAUAAAUUUGUGGUGCAGAUAAAUAAAUACAAUAUUCAAAGGAAAGUAAACCAACGUGGCAGUGACCCCUAAAUGGAACUAGGCUGACGGAGACCAAAGCAGAACCAUAUGGGCUGUAGCUGGAUAUCAAGAUACCAUUUUAUUUGCACACUUAAGCACAUCUGGUGUUUUGACAGGUACAGUACUCUCAGGGAGAAGCUACCUCCCCUGCCCAUCAGUGCAAUGGCAAAUGCUGUCUAUGGUGUCCCAUAAAGGUCACCACCUGAUGUGCAAUGUCUCUCAGAGCCAGGCAUGAUACCCGCACUAUCUGAUAACAGGUCUGAGGCUGGAUCAGAUUAUCAUGACCGUUCUAGGGGAGCCAAAAACUCAUAUUUAUUGUCUGACACUUUUUAGCUCCUGUUAUAAGGAAAUUAUUCAUGGUGACUCAUAUUCAACACAAUUGCUCAGCUCUUUCUAUAUUUAAUAUAAAGAUAUUUCUUGGUUCACAUUACAUUGAACUGAUAUUUGUGCAUUGUUCUGUCACCAGAAGUUUGAAUUCUGUAAUUUAACCCUUGAAGGUUGGCCCAUUAGGCAUUUACGUUGCACUCGGUGAAAUUUGCCUACUAUCAAGAGCUGAUAGGCAACAUGCAAGAUGACUGAAAAUAUGACAGAUUUAAAUUACCCCCCCCCCCCCACACUGAUCUAAAUGCUGUCUUUUUACCCUAUUGUAUGUAAAACACAUCAGCCCACAGUAGUUUCUGCCUGGGCAAGCCAUUGCCACCUUCCCCCAGGCAUAUACUGGGCCUUAGCUAAUCUUUCUGAGUUGGCAUACGCUAAGUCUUAAGAGGUGAAGGGAUGCUGGGAUGAAUGGCAAUGGCUGACCCUGCAGAAGACUUCCCUUGGCUGACCUUAUUUUUAUGGGGGGUAAGAAGUAGGUAGAGUUAGGGUGUCUAACAAACCCCCCCCACUGUCUUACACCUCCUUUGGGUUGUGAGCAUUUGCUUGUAAUUUUAUAUUCACUUCUUUGUUAUAUAAAGAAUGUUUUGGAAUUCUUCACUCUGCUUGGAACACUUAAGUGCAGAAAGUUUGCUCAGCUCUUGUAACCUAUUCCAUCCAGUCAGAUGUUUGUAAUCAGUCAGUGUCUGGUAAACCAGGGAUUUCUAACUGCUGAUUGGUUUCUCUGGGUUACUAGACCUUGAACAAAUGUAACUCUUAGUCUUUUAUUCUUGAUUUGCAAGCCGUAUGUUUAGUUUUCUUUUAUUGUUUUUUCAUUCUGAUAUAAAGGUUGGAAGAUAUUUGAAAUCUUAUUUUUGUGACAUUUCUUAGACUCUGUUAUAAUAUUUGUAUCUUGUAUAGUCAAACGCGUGUACAGUAAAGGACUGACUUAGCCUUUUUUAAUUAUAGGCCAGUCCUUCCUGUUUAAAUAUAACGGGCUAUAUGUAUUAAAUUAAAAUUACUUUGUUGCUCAA